Morone saxatilis (striped sea-bass) is the source of this 3192-nucleotide messenger RNA. RefSeq names its product deltaA (gene dla). Gene Ontology annotation, molecular function: calcium ion binding; Notch binding. NCBI's taxonomy places the organism in Eukaryota, Metazoa, Chordata, Actinopteri, Moronidae. Gene Ontology annotation, cellular component: membrane. The record is from RefSeq and is a predicted model, not a curated record. Gene Ontology annotation, biological process: multicellular organism development; Notch signaling pathway; cell communication.
UCCCUUCCCCUCCCCUCCCCUCCCACCACAACACUCACUCAUACACCAGCGCUACUGUGCGGAUAGUGAAUGAUAAGUUGCUUUCCUCCGCAGGGGUUUUGCUCGGGAGUGUUUGAGCUGAAGUUGCAGGAGUUCCUGAACAAGAAGGGAGUACAGGGCAACAAAAACUGCUGUAAGGGGGGCCUGGCCUCGUCUUUCCAGCAGCAGUGCGAGUGUCAAACCUUCUUCAGGAUCUGUCUCAAGCACUACCAGCCCAACGCCUCCCCGGAGCCUCCGUGCACCUACGGCGGCGCUGUGACGCCCGUGCUCGGCUCCAACUCGUUCCAGGUCCCCGAUGUCAUCCCCGAGAGUUCAUUCAGCAACCCCAUCAGGAUUAACUUCGGCUUCACGUGGCCGGGGACCUUCUCGCUGAUCAUUGAGGCAUUACACACCGACUCCAAAGACGACCUCUCCACAGAGAACCCAGACCGCGUUAUCAGCACCAUGACCACCCAGAGGCAUCUAACGGUGGGAGAGGACUGGUCUCAGGACCUGCACACCGGCAGCAGGACGGAGCUCAAGUACUCGUACCGCUUCGUGUGCGAUGAGCACUACUACGGCGACGGCUGCUCGGUGUUCUGCCGGCCGAGAGACGACGCCUUCGGCCACUUCACCUGUGGAGAGCGCGGGGAGAUUGUGUGCGACUCCGGGUGGAAGGGACAGUACUGCACUGAACCGAUCUGCCUGCCAGGCUGUGACGAAGAGCACGGCUUCUGCGAGAAACCCGGAGAGUGCAAGUGCAGAGUGGGAUUCAAAGGCCGCUACUGCGACGAGUGCAUUCGUUACCCGGGCUGCCUCCACGGGACCUGCCAGCAGCCCUGGCAGUGCAACUGUCAGGAGGGCUGGGGGGGACUCUUCUGCAACCAAGAUCUCAACUACUGCACUCACCACAAGCCCUGCAUGAAUGGAGCCACUUGUAGCAACACUGGUCAGGGCAGCUACACCUGUUCCUGCAAGCCGGGCUUCACUGGGGCCAGCUGUGAGAUCCAGGUCAACGAAUGCGCUGGAAACCCCUGUCGCAACGGAGGAAGCUGCACUGAUUUGGAAAACACAUAUACCUGCACUUGCCCUCACGGUUUCUAUGGCAACAACUGCGAGCUGAGUGCCAUGACGUGUGCUGAUGGGCCCUGCUCCAACGGUGGCCGCUGUGCUGACAACCCUGAUGGAGGCUACUUCUGCCAGUGCCCCACAGGAUACGCAGGGUUCAACUGCGAGAAGAAGAUUGACCACUGCACCUCCAGCCCCUGCUCCAAUGGUGCACGAUGUGUGGAUCUUGUAAACUCGUACCUGUGUCAGUGUCCAGAUGGUUUCACUGGCAUGAACUGUGACCACACAGGGGACGAGUGCUCUGUGUACCCUUGCCAAAACGGCGGGACGUGCCAGGAAGGUCUUAAUGGCUACACCUGCACAUGCCCGCCAGGAUACACCGGCCGCAACUGCAGCUCUCCCAUCAGCCGCUGUGAACACAACCCAUGCCACAACGGUGCCACCUGCCAUGAGAGAAACAACCGCUACGUCUGCGCGUGUGUUCCUGGCUACGGUGGCAGAAACUGCCAGUUCUUGCUUCCAGAGCACGCUGCAAUCCGCGGGUCAGAGGUGCCCUGGAUGGCCGUCGGGUCCGGCGUGGCCCUUGUGCUGCUGCUGUUGGCAGGAUGCGCUGUACUUGUUGGAUUUUUCCGAUCAAAAGCCCAGCGCGGCGGUCAACUAGAAACCGUCGGCGAGGGAGAGACAAUAAAUAACCUGACUAACAACUGUCACCGGAGUGACAGAGACCUGGCAGUCAGUGUGAUGCCGACACCAGGCGUCAAAAAUAUCAACAAGAAGAUGGACUUCUGCAGCGGUGACCCCGAUGAAGGAUCUUCACCGGAGAGGAGCAGCUACAAGAGCCGCCAUCCGCCCGCGGACUACAACCUCGUACACGAGGUUAACUACGAGCAGGCGGCUAAAGAGGCCAUGCUGGAGGCGGCCUGCGAGGACAAGUGCCAAUCCCAAUCCCUAGACUCAUUUGAGUUUGAGGAGAAACGCAGCAAACGUUUAAAAUGCGAUGCAUCAGAAAAGAAAGCCCCAGAAAUGUCUGCAUGUGCGGACACCAAGUACAAAUCUGUGUUUGUGAUGUCAGAGGAAAAGGACGAAUGUAUAAUUGCAACUGAGGUGUAACGAGCCACCAAUGGGCUGCCCGUUGCUCAUUUGCUCUAUGGGAGAGUUUUUAUACUCCUUCAGAUGCUGCUCUAACCCUAGGGGGAGGUGUCCCGCCUUGAGACUGCUGCUGAUAUUGAGACGUUUAACUGAUAUUCAGAGUGAGCUGGUUCUCUACUGGAAAAUAAGCGCAGGCAGCGGCGGCCUGUGGGAUAAGAACUGGCGGGGUAAAAAAAAAAAAAAGAAAAAGAAAAGAGUUUACGGUUUAAAGUAAACUGCCACUUAGCUUUCUUUUCUGCCUUUCAUCGGGGAGAGGGGGUAAACAAAAUAAAAUAUAAACGGACACUGUCUCGUGGCGAUAACGUGCGAUGCUACGACUUUUGUUUUUGCAACAUUUGCACCCAGGCCUUUUCUCUAACCCACACGCCGUUGCUGAGCGCAGGAACUGCAUCAAACGGUGGAUGUUUGGCCAUACUGGCCUGUUCUUCAUGAGGCUGUUCACAUGGGCUGUGCACCCAUCACUACACCUGUGAAGACUGUAUGUAUACUUGAUCACUGUGUUAACUGAAGUGCGUUUUCUUCCCCAAGCCCUCCAAACCAUUUAUGACAUAGUAUUGUUCUUCUUUUGUUUCUGUUCGGGACAUGAAAACUUUGUCUUAAUUGAAAAAAAAUGUUGCUUUUUGAUACAUAUUGUCCUUUUGUAAAAUAAAGAAAGAAAAAAACAAGAAAAAAGUUAUGAUUUAAAAUUAUGAUUUAAUUUAAGUUAAUUUAAUGACUGUGUUAUUUUUAUUUUGUAUUGUAUAUUUGUGAUGUUUGUUAUGAUUAUUUAAGUUGUUUUUUUUAAUGAUGAUAUUUGCAAAGGCACUUCAGGUCAAUGGGACUUUUUUUAAGAAAAUGUUAUUUAAGAGGGAUUGUACUGUACAAAUUGUUAUGUUACUGUCUCCUUUACCGUUUUUGAAUGAAGGAAUUAGCCAAGACUAUUUUUCCAAAUAAAUAUUGCUAAACAUGAAAUUUUAA